AUGCGCCAGGUCUUUGCCUCAGCUGCAAUAGCCACUGUUUGCCUAGUGCUCCUUCUCACCAUGACCGGGGCACGAGCCGCAACCAACUAUCUGGCCAACCCCUCGUUCGAGGCUCAGAGCAGCGGUUGGGGACAGGAGCCGCCCCCGCUCUGCGCCGCCGAGGCCGGCGGGGCGCGCACCGGCAACUACUCCGUGCACUGCACCGUCAGCACCGCCGCCACCAACGGCUGGUACCAGUUCCGGGGUCCCACCAACGGCCUGGUCUUCGGGGUCUACUACCGCGUCACGGCCUGGUACAAGUACCGCAACUUCAGCCCGUCGGCCAACCUGCUGCUCUUCUUCGAGAGCCGGGACUACACGACCGGGGUCUACUGCUAUCACAACAAGACGGCCUGCGGCAGCGCCACGGCCGACUGCUCGCAGGGCGGGUGGAUCCAGAUGAGCUGCCCGUCGGUCAUGCUCUUCCCGGAGAAGAACUACGUCUACGGCUGGGCCCUGCGCGACGGGACGGGCGAGUACUGGAUCGACGACGUGGCCCUGGAGGUGAUCGACACCGUGGAUGUGGUGCGGAGCGCCGACAUCACGGCCUGGCGCCAGGAGGUCUACGACGAGCCCGUGGAGCUGAUCGCCGAUCUGACGGUCCAGCGCACCGCCUUCGAGAAGGGCGACUGGCUCAACAUCACCGCCGUGGUGGUGCGGAAUGAGGACCAGGUCGUGGUCAAGCGCCUGACGGAGUGGACCCUCAAGCGGCGGUGCGAGAACAUCGUGGCCUCGUUCACGUUCGACCCGAGGCCACUGGCGCCGGGCUUCUACACCCUCAACGUGACGGUGGUCAACAACCUGUUCGGCGGCCGCACCAAGACGGUGAGCACCAACAUGCACAAGCUGGCGGCCAAGCGCACCUACAAGAUGUACGUCGACAAGGACCUGCGGCUGAUCGACAACGGCCGGCCCUUCUUCCCGCUCGGCCUCUACAUGGAGAGCCUGAACGACACACAAAUCGACCUGCUCACCGACAGCCCCUUCAACCUGAUGAUCCACUGGGCGCAGUGGAAGUCCCGGAUCGACUACAUCCACCAGCGGUCCAAGGGGCGGCUGCGGGUGAUCGACCAGCCCAUCCAGCACAUGGCCACCACGUCGACCAACGCCACGAUCGUCGCGCAGUCGGUGCAGAGGGUGGUGGACCAUGUGGAGUCGAUCAAGGCCAGCCCGGGCCUGUUCGGGUACUACCUCUACGACGAGCCGUCGAGCGCCCAGUCCUUCAUCAACAACCUGCGCGCCGAGACCCUCGGGAUCCGCGAGGCCGACUACGAUCACGUGGUGUUCCCGGUCAUCAACAACCGGCUGCAGAUGCACCGCUACAAGGAGAUGUACGACGUGACGGGCGUCGACAUCUACCCGCUCCAGACCUACGACGACCUUCACGCCGUCUACAUCGUGUCGUACCAGGCCCGGUCGCUGGUGAUGAACAACCGCGCCUUCUGGAACGUGCCGCAGAUCUUCGACUGGAACUGCUACCUGCCCGACAAGACCAGCGAGCGGCCGCCCACCGAGCAGCAGCUGCGGCAGAUGACCUACCAGAUGAUCGCGGGCGGGGCCAACGGCAUCAUCUACUACGAGUUCGACUGCCUGUGGAAGAUGGACAAGAAGACCCCUUUCGACCAGGAGUGGGCCAAGGUCAAGCGCGUCGCGGCCGAGCUCCUGGACUACUCGCCCGUCAUCCUGUCCAACGAGGCCGUCCACCCCAACUACACCUUCCCCGAGCAGUGGGCGCGCGAGGUGAACGAGGGCCGGGCCUGCGGCGUGCGGUUCUGGCGGCACCAGGGCCGGGACUACGUGCUCGCGGUCAACCCCUACGCGGCCAAGCAGAAGACCUGCGAGUUCGGCAAGCCCCGGACCGCGACCGAGUUCCACAAGCUGACCGGCGCGGCCGCGAUGACGCUCAGCGACGACCGCAUCACCCUGGUCAUGCCCCCGAUGGACGUGGUCUGGAUCGCUACCGGGGCCGACCCCGCCGGCGCCGACUCGGGCGACGGUGACCUAUCGGGGGGAGCCAUCGCCGGCAUCGUGAUCGGUGUCCUCGCCGGCGUCGCCAUCCUGGCCGCCGCUGCCGCCCUCGUCGGGUUCUGGUUCAUCAAGAAGAGGAAGGCGAGUCUUUAG
Molecule: messenger RNA, 2160 nt
Organism: Acanthamoeba castellanii str. Neff
Lineage: Eukaryota; Discosea; Longamoebia; Acanthamoebidae
Exons: 1
Coding region: 1-2160 (719 amino acids)
Source: RefSeq, a predicted model, not a curated record